CACAAAGUUAAAAUGGUGCGUGAUAGCGUGAGAACUCACAGAACUCAUUAAUUAUUUCUUAGUUCCUUAGGCAUUAUUACAAUCAAUUAUCAAAUACAACUUCAAAGUGCAAGUGCGACUAUGGUUUGCAAGCUUUUUCUGAUAAUGUGAAAAACACUAGGCACCAGACAUUGUUCUGCAAAAUGAGUAAUCCGAGCCGGGGCUCUGCGAAACGGCAAGUGAAGCCGAUAGAGCCGCAAUCCUUAUUGGAUUUUGAUCUUGGAGAGGGAGAGAGUUCAGACGACUCUGAUUUCCGUAUUGAAGACCACCCAGAGGAAAGUGAUGACUACUCGAUAAAUAGCGAUGAUGACAAGAAAGGAGCCACAAACACUGCCAGCUCUGAGGAACAGUCAGGUUCAGAGGCGGAGGAUGAUUAUAAGAAUACAACUGGAAAGCUUGGAGAGGAGAUGUGCAUUACAGAUUUACUUGAAAAGGCCAAACAACAAGUAUUUAAGUAUCCUGAGCUGGCAAGUGUACUGAUAUGUGCUGGUUGCUUGGGCUCAAGGAGUGACGAUUACAAUGAGAUAGUAGAAUGUGAUGGCUGUGGUGUUACAGUACAUGAGGGCUGCUACGGCGUAUCUGACGUCGCCAGUGAGUCAAGCACAAUAAGCUCUGCCUCCACAGAGCCCUGGUUCUGUGAGGCGUGCAAAGCUGGCGUUACUGAUCCCAGCUGUGAACUAUGUCCCAACAAAGGUGGUAUUUUCAAAGAGACUGAGGUUGGAGCGUGGGUUCAUCUGGUAUGUGCCCUAUAUGUACCAGGAGUAGCUUUUUCAGAGGUAGAACGUCUGUCAGGCGUGACGUUGUUCGAGAUGGCGUACUCGCGCUGGGGCGCGCGCUCGUGCGCGCUGUGCGCCGACGCGACGCUGGCGCGCACCGGCGUGUGCGUCGGCUGCGACGCGGGCCUCUGCAAGACGUUUUUCCACGUCACGUGUGGCCAGCGCGAAGGUCUGUUGGCCGAGGCGCACUCGGAGGAGGCGGAGCAGGCGGACCCGUUCUACGCGCAUUGCCGCCUGCACUCCGACAAGGCGCUCGUCAAGAAACGCAAGCGGAACUGGCUGGCGCUGCAGCUCCGGACAGAGAAGCGCAAACAGGAGUUGCAAAACAAAGUUAAUGAAGAGGAGAAAAAAAGGAUUCAACGUAAAUUGAUCAAAUAUAGAAAAAAGUAUUCACAGCAGAAAGAGAACAGAAAUCCACCAUGGGUGCCGACGCAGAAGAUGGCGCGCAUGAUCUACAGCAGCGCGUCGGCGAUGCGCAAGUUCCAGCGGAAGGCCGAAUGCAUGGGCGUCGAUACGCACGCACUCGAGUUUCAGGACGCACAGAUGGCAGCACUAAAAGACGUGUCCAGGCGUUGGCACGUGCCCCCCGCGUUCUCCGUAGAGUUCGUGGGAUACUACCUCGAGAGGAACACUCGCGUCACCUCGCUAAGGAAAUCUCUAGAGAGACUCACUAAGGAGAAUGAGAAGUUAGUGGCAGACGAUGAGAAGUUACGAACGGAUUAUGAUGAGGCCUCAAAAGAAAACACCAAGGCGUUAGAAAAGCUCACAUUAACGCGUCAAGGCCUGCAGAAGAUCUAUGAUGCGCUAGUGACGAUACGGCCAAAGAAGACGAUGCCCGCUAUACUGGAGGACACGCCUCUGUUGCCGCCCGUCGUGGCGCGCUCCACGCCUAAAGUGACGCCACAGCAGUUGCAUAAACGCAGGUCAAUUUCUGUACCCACCGCGGCUGCACUUAAGAUGGGCGUUGGUUUUCCUCUUAGCGACAACCCGGACGCUCGCCAAGGGAAGGUCUUGUCUACUUCGUUGGAAGCCACAGGCGCGCUGGCGGCGCGAGAGUGUGCCGUGUGCGCGCGCAGCAGCGAGCAGCACCUCAUGGCGGCGUGCGACACGUGCCACCACCACUACCACCUGCACUGCCUGCGCCCGCCGCUGCAGCGCCCGCCCAAGAAGAGCAAGCUGUACGGAUGGCAAUGUUCCGAAUGUGAUAAAACCUCAGAUUCAGAGCCAGAAGUACUCGAAAAGAAAGUCCCUCGACGCUCGCGAAUUAGAUACAGCAAAGACGGAGCGAUUAUAUCGGAACCACACAGCCCCGGCUCCUUACCGAACUCGCCGCCGCCCAAACACAAACUGGAAAAAUCUCAUAAGAUCGAGAAACCUAAACUUAAUGUUCCUACAGAGAACUUAUCGCCUAUUAAAGUGACGAUAAAACCAUACGAAUUCACAGAAGAAAACGAAAGUGUAGAAUUGAAAUUAAAGAGAGACAAAAGACCAAAAUUUAAGAAGGAAUACAUAUCAACAUCUGGAGGGGAAACUGAGAUCUCAGCGAAGAAAAUUCAUAAGCGGAGUUUCACGUCGCCCAUUUUGACAAAUACUCCAUUGAUGUCAAUAACACCGAUAGUGGCUGACAGUCCCAAUGAUUCGCACAACGAACAUUCGAAUGAUUCCGCUAACGUACCACCACAGAAGGACUCUAGUUUGUACACCCAAAACUUGUCAUUUUCAGCGUUACUAAACGAUUCGAAGGAAAGAGACAGCAAAACUAUAGAAAGUUCCAUAGAAAGUACGCUCGCCAAUCUAUCUUCCGAUAUCGCGAUGUACAAAGCGAAUAGGAAACGAAGGAAGGAGAAGCACAGAUCUAGAUAUUCCCCAGAUUUGUUGCGUACGCCGUCGAAAUCACAUAAACAUAAGCGAAAGAAGAAGACUCAAGACAUGGAAAAUCCUGGACUUCCACAUCCUAGGAUCACAAUUAAAAUCAAACCGAUUCCAAAACCGGAUGGCUCUUUGGAUACACAGAUGUUCUACGUGCCAACGGACAGCAAUGAUGGACCACCUCCUACAGUUAUUAAAAAACAUCCUAAGCACACUGAAGUAGAAGCGUCGAAGACUUUGCUGAGCCUGCCACCGCCACUGCCUCUCAACACGCCUGAUCCUCUAGCUACCACUCCUGAAAACCUUGCUAGCGAUAAGGCUCUUGCAAAUCAGGAGAAAGCCGCGAUACCUACAGAGUCUACAAAGCCAAAGCGUUCUAGUCGCGCCCGUAAAAGCGCGGGGGGCUCCGAAAGCGUCUCGACGAGCAACCCGCUCCCUCCUAUGACUCAUUGCGACGUGUGCAAGCAGCCCGGCGACACUAGCAAUCUUGUCAGAUGCGACGAGUGUAGCAAGCGGUACCACUUUACUUGUCUCGAGCCACCGCUGAACAAGAAUCCGAAAAAGCGCGGCUACUCGUGGCAUUGUGCCGACUGCGACCCCACUGACUUGGAAGACAAUAACAACUGAAGCAGCUGGACGUUAUGGCUUGAGAAUUUAAGAGCAUUUAGGAGUAUUAAGUAUAGUUUAUAAGGAUAAAAUAAUAUAAUGUGUUAGAUAUCUAGGCUUAGAUCUAGAACUUUCAAGAUGAGACUAGGAUUGUCAAGAAAUAAACGAAUCACGAGAGUAGGCGGAAGUUACUCGUAUGGUUGUAAAAAACAAUGAUCAUCCAUUGAUUUGCCUUAAUGUGAUUGACAGAUUUACACAAAUUCCAGUGACUAAAUCAGUUUAAAUGAAAACUUACUGAAUGGUCGAAAGACCGACUGUGUUACGUAUUCGCAAUUAUUGAAGUUUAGAUUAAAGUCUGUCUAUAUAGAUAUUUGCUAUAGCUUUGAUCUGUAAUCGUCUAAGUUGUCUUAUUUAUCCGGAUGCGAUCUUGUAAAUUUUUAUUUUAUUGUAAUAUCGAUUGAUAAUUGUUGUUUACUUGCAUUAUUGUGCUUCUGUAUCAUUGAUACAAUAAAUAUUAUCGAAAGA
Messenger RNA from Maniola jurtina (meadow brown), 3815 nucleotides. RefSeq names its product PHD finger protein 14. The transcript is spliced from 21 exons. Bases 183 to 3311 code for a protein of 1042 amino acids. Gene Ontology annotation, biological process: regulation of transcription by RNA polymerase II. NCBI's taxonomy places the organism in Eukaryota, Metazoa, Arthropoda, Insecta, Lepidoptera, Nymphalidae. The record is from RefSeq and is a predicted model, not a curated record.